Messenger RNA from Cataglyphis hispanica, 4360 nucleotides. Its product is annotated as neuroligin-1-like. Gene Ontology annotation, biological process: neuron cell-cell adhesion; postsynaptic membrane assembly; presynaptic membrane assembly. The record is from RefSeq and is a predicted model, not a curated record. Gene Ontology annotation, molecular function: signaling receptor activity; neurexin family protein binding. Gene Ontology annotation, cellular component: postsynaptic membrane; cell surface; synapse. Lineage: Eukaryota; Metazoa; Arthropoda; Insecta; Hymenoptera; Formicidae.
GACAGUCGAUCGCGCACACGGAGGGUGCGGGUCGUCCUGGGGGUUUUCGUCGUUCCGGUUCGGAUUUGGAUGAAUUGUCGCUGAUUUGUCAGCUCGAUACUCUCAUCCCCGCACGGUUCUCGCGUGCAGACCGCUCGCGUGACAACCUGUCACUCAGUGCGAUUCAACAGCUGGUAGACAAGGUGUUUUCGGGCGGGAUGUCGAUUCGAAAAGACUAGUAAACAUCCGCAUCCUCCCGUUUUGAUAAGCUCCUCCGAACGGUUUGGACCGCGUCGUAUCGCUCUCGAGCGUAACAUCGUUAUCUCGGACUCUUAACUCGUGAUGCGAGACGCGUCGAAUGGAUCGAAGCGCUUCGUGCUGGUGCGUGUGGUGUCGGAGCGGUAGAAUUGAAAUUAUUUGGACUGAUACGGAAGUUAUCUGACCGAAAGAAUACUGAAUAAAUUCUGGGAUGGACUAUGUGAUGCGAGAAGACGACGCUAGAUAAGGAGUUGGAUGUUACGUUUGGCUCACGCAUAUUGCGGCGUGUUGCGGCGACUGUAAAGCGGAAAAGCGAGGAGAUACCGACGUGAGACUGAGAGAGACGAAUCGAGAAUCGAAAAAUUAUUCCGCCCCGGAUGUAUCCCCUUUCGCGAACGAGUCGUGGCACGGUGCGAGGACGCUCACGCUGAGAAUUCCGCGAUUCUGUCGGCGACUCCGAGGGGUGGUGGUGCAUCGGACCAUCUUACCCCGGACGCCGAUGAUUCCGUCAGGAUCAUUCACUGCCGACGAUCCGAAUUCGUCGAUCGUCAUCAGAGCGUCGUGUAUACGCGCGUGCCGCGCGGCAACGACGAUCAGUCGCCAGCUUGGCAGCUCAGCGUUAACGCGGGCAACGCAUGCACCUGAGAAUGGAAGUAAGAGUCCGCUCGGAGCAUAUCAGCAGCAGCAGCAGCAGCGUGAUAACAGCACCGAGACGCUAUUUUGAAUUCGAGACGGCGAACGGGGAGCGAGAGCCGCACGGAGGGCGCGAGACUGGAGGUGGCGGCAAGCCGUACCGGAAGCAGUGGGAGUGGGCGGACAGCGGCGACGGGAUAAGGGUGGUGGCGGCCGCGCUGGUGAGCAAGAGGGUGCAGGAGAGCGGAAGCAAAAAAGCGGCUGCGGCGACGGAAGGGCGAAGGACGAAGGGCGAAGCGGCGUCGAACGGGAAAGGAAAGCGGAAAUCGAAAGCGGAAGAAGAGGAGGAACAGGAAGGGGGUCGUCCAUCGGCAGGAGGGCCCCACAGAUGCGGGGCCCGCAGGGGCGCGCAGUCCGCGGCGGCGUGACGCGAUGCGGACGUCCUCCUCCUCUUUGCCGAGGAAGAGGAAGAGGAAAGACUCGCCUCUCGAUACCGUCCUCCUCGCCAACGACUGGCGGCCGUCAGUUAGAUAUGCCGGUCGUCAGCGGUGUUCUUCGCGAUUCUCCGCUAUUAUCGCAUCGCGUCGAGCGCGAUGCGACAUUCUUCGCCGAAGACGAGAUGGUCCUUCGCUGUAUCGUAAGGUUCCCGGGAAGCCGAAGUCUCAUCAGACGAGUCGGGCUCCCGGUGAACGACGCUGGAAGCGGGAGGGACGAACGGGAGACAAAAGCGACGACGAGAGACGAGAUAAGCGACGACAGAGCGCGGAGGAUAUCGCGAGUAAGGAGAUUUCUCGAGAUAGUGUCUCGUUCGACGGCACCAUCGUCAAAAGCGUCCUUCUGCUGGUUUUUCUCUGCGCCCAGUGCUGCCUGGCGGGCACCGAGGCCCUGGCCGGCACGCAAAAGUACUGCACCAGGACGGUCAAGACGCGAUACGGCGUCCUGCGCGGCAUCGAGGCCAGAUCGUCGAUCGCCGUCGAGACUUACUACGGAGUGCCGUACGCGACGCCGCCGCUCGGCGCGUUGCGUUACAUGCCCCCGGUCACCCCGACGCCGUGGGGCGGUAUCAAAAUCGCCGACACCAUGCCGCCGGUCUGUCCCCAGAUUCCGCCGAAGCCGGACGAGAAAAUGCCGCGGCAGAGACGCGCCUAUCUCAAAAGGCUGGAACCCGUACUGGCCAAAACGAACCAGAACGAAGACUGCCUUUAUCUAAACCUCUACGUGCCCAAACCUCCUCAUGGUAGUAUCGCAGACUCGCUGCCAGCUCUCCUUCUCAUUCAUGGCGAUUCCUAUUCUUGGGGUGCCGGAAAUUUGUUCGACGGAACCGCCCUGGCCGCCCACGGACGUCUUAUUGUCGUCUCCAUCAAUUUUCGUCUUGGUGUGCUUGGCUUCCUGAAAACCGGUGGUAAGGGGAGCGCGCAAGGCAAUUAUGGAUUGAUGGAUUUGGUGGCAGGACUUCAUUGGCUGCGCGAGAAUCUCGGCGCUUUCGGCGGCGAUCCUGAGCGACUGGCGUUGCUGGGUCACGGUACCGGUGCGGCACUCGCCAAUUUUUUAGCCGUCUCCCCUAUGGCGAAAGAGUUGAUCGGGAGAGUGAUCUUGCUCGGCGGCUCGGCUCUCUCGCCAUGGGCGAUCCAGCGAGAUCCGCUGGCGGUGAAGCGCCGAGUCGCCGAACAAAUCGGAUGUCCCGGUGACGUCGAAGCCGACGAUAUCGCUUCGUGCCUUCGUUUAAGGAACGUGGAGGAACUGCUGAAGGUGGAGCUGAAUCCGCCGAGAUUCACUUCCGGAUUUGCACCUUUUGUCGACGGGGCCGUUCUACCACCCACGAUCAAUCAGAACUUUCAGCCCACUGCCUCUUCUUCGGGACUAAUGCCGAUCGUACCCGGGCCCGGCGCUGAAUUCGCCGACUUUGGCGAUCGUGAUUUACUCUUCGGUUUGACGUCCGAGGAAGCCUGGGUAAAUUUCACCGAGGAAGAUUUACAGAACGGUUUCAACGAAACUAGGAGGGAUCGUAUAUUGCGCACUUACGUCCGGAACACCUAUCGGUAUCAUCUGCAUGAAAUCUAUUCGACUCUUCGGAACGAGUACACCGAUUGGGAGCGGGGUGAGCAGAGUCCCGUGGCGAUCUGCGAGGGCCUCUUAUCUCUCCUCGGAGACGGCCAAGUCGCCGCGCCGCUUCUCAGACUGGCACUACUUCACUCCGCCUCGGAGGGACGGGGCUAUUUCCUGCACUUCCAGCCCGCCGAGCGACCGACUCAGAGGGGCGAGGAGGUACCCUAUCUCCUGGGUAUACCUCUUCUCCGCGGAGAAGUCACAUCCGCGCUACCUGCCUUUGACAACUACACUCUCGCCGACGAGAAUCUGUCCAAGCUACUCGUACAUUACUUGGCUAACUUUGUGAGACGCGGGGAUCCAAACGGCGCGAGUCCCUUGUCCUCGGGACUGGAGAACAGUUUGAUGACGAGUCCGCCGUUUUGGGAUUCGUACGACUCUAUAAACCAGUUAUACUUGGAGGCCGGCCAUAGUCCGGAGAUGCGCUCGCACUACAGAGGCCAUAAGAUGUCCCUCUGGCUGAACCUGCUGCCGCAGCUGCACCGGCCGGGCUACGAGAUCAACAUGCGACAUCAUCAUCUCGCGGAUAGCGCCAAUCUCUACGAAGGUCCGGUGCGUCCGCAGAGCACGGCCGUGCCUCUACCGGCACCCCCGCUACCCAUGCCAUCCCCCACGGAACCGUCCUCGAUACUCACCGCGCUGUCGACCACGGAAUGCACCCCGAACGCGACCGUCGCGACGACUAUCACGCCUACAACCUCGCGAACGUUGCAGCACUCAAAUCUGGGCCCGGGCCCCAACAAUCUUCUGCGCAAACUGGCGUCCAGUCAUUAUCAGAGUUACACCACAGCCCUCACGGUCACCAUCGCGGUGGGUGUGUUUUUGCUGUUGCUCAACAUUCUUAUUUUCGCGGGGAUCUACCAUCAGCGCGACCGGAACGUGUCUGGCGGCGGCGCCUUCGGCAACAAAAAGAAGGAGGAGCUGUUGGAAGCCGGUUGUUCCGGCAUGAACACCUCGGGGAAACAGCGACUACCGCCCUCCAUGAAUCUGAUAGACUCGCCGUCGUCGAUGCUGCCGCCGCACAAGGCGAAGCUCGUGCAAGAGCUCGAGCUGCAGCUGCAGGAGUUCCAGUGCUCGCCGCCGCCCGGUGGCGGUAAGCGAAUCCUGGAGCCGCCGUCGUACAGCAAGAGUCCGUGCAUCCAGCGUACUCGCACUCCAUCGCCCUGCGUAGACGCUACUAUCGCUCGGAUGGACGAGGUCAGCGAUGUCGGCGUUCGCCAUCACGACAGCGAGGACGAGAACGAGGAACUGCCGGAACCGCCGCCCCCGCCCAAGGCUCCGGCGCCCAACGUCGGUCUUACGUGUCCCGGGAUUCUCCGGCAGCCCGGAACACCCGGUAGCGCGAAGAAGCGCGUGCAGAUUCAAGAGAUCUCCGUGUGAUAGA